Molecule: messenger RNA, 984 nt
Organism: Ceratotherium simum simum (southern white rhinoceros)
Lineage: Eukaryota; Metazoa; Chordata; Mammalia; Perissodactyla; Rhinocerotidae
Source: RefSeq, a predicted model, not a curated record
AUGGCAAGUAAUAACACAGUAAACUUCCUCUUAACAGGACCACGUGUGAAGAAGCAACAUGCCAGAGGAUCCCAGCUGAGGAUCAUUCUGGUGGGCAAAACAGGCACAGGAAAGAGUGCCACCGGGAACAGCAUCCUGGGGAAACCAGCGUUUGAGUCGCGUCUGGGCGCCCAGACCUUGACUAAGACUUGCAGUGAGGGUCAGGGAAGCUGGGGCGAGAGGGAGAUGGUCGUUAUUGACACGCCAGAUAUGUUUUCUGGGAAGGACCACUCUGACUCCCUGUACAAAGAGGUACAGAGAUGCUACUUGCUCUCUGCACCAGGACCCCACGUGCUGCUCCUGGUGACGCAGCUGGGCCGAUUCACCACUCAGGACCAGCAGGCUUUGCAGAGGGUGAAGGAGAUCUUUGGAGAGGAUGCCAUGAGACACACAAUUGUCCUCUUCACGCACAAGGAGGACCUCGAGGGAGGCUCCUUGAUGGAUUACGUCCACGACUCAGACAACAAAGCCCUAAGCAAGCUGGUGGUGGCAUGUGGGGGGCGAGUGUGUGCCUUUAAUAACCGUGCUAAAGGGAGUGAUCGGGACGGCCAAGUGAAGGAGCUAAUGGACUUGAUUGAGGACCUGGUGAUGGAGAAAAGGGGUAAUCACUAUACCAACAGGCUGUACGGCCUAGUAACAGGGGGAGAAUGUGGACCUGUGUGGUCAGAGGAAAGAUUGAAGGAUUUCAGAGAGAGUCUUAUAAAGUACAUGGAAGUUCAGAGACGUUACACAACCACGGCCAACGCAAAUUGCCUAAAACGAGCCCUAAUCAAAACACUAGUCUGCAUUUUAUUUUGUAUUAAGUUGUUUGCCAUAUUGCUAAUUCUGUUAUUUUAUGUAUGGUACAGAAUGUGCCACUUGUUUUAUCGCUUACUUUUUACUAUGUACAAUUUGUUCCAUAGCUUCCUGUUACUGUACUCCAAAAAUUAAUGAUAAUUUUCAGAA